This is a messenger RNA of Ziziphus jujuba (common jujube), 1378 nucleotides long. RefSeq lists its product as uncharacterized. The coding region runs from base 203 to 1000 and encodes 265 amino acids. The transcript has 3 exons. NCBI's taxonomy places the organism in Eukaryota, Viridiplantae, Streptophyta, Magnoliopsida, Rosales, Rhamnaceae. The record is from RefSeq and is a predicted model, not a curated record.
UCGCAACAGCCUUUUGUUUUUUUUUUUUUUCCCAACCUUUCUUUCUUUCUUUCUUUCUUCUUCUUCUUCACUUACUGUUUCAUAAUUUUCUGUAUCGAAAACAUUUUUGUUGUAGGAAUAUAAUUAUGGAAUGAGAAAAUCCGAUUGAUAAUAUUCCUGUGUGUGAGGCUGUUGGGUUUUGGUGGAGAUCAUCUUUAAUCCAAUGGACAGCCUUGAAGAGAUACUUAAUUCUAUGUUUUUCCACCACUGUAAUUCAGAUGAAUCAUCCAAUCGCAAUUGCUUCCAAUAUCAAUCCGAUGAUGAUGAAUCGCAAGACCCAGCAGAGAGGAACUUCUACUGGGAAUCCCAGCGCGCCCUUCUUCAGGAGGUUUUAGAGAGGCAUAGCUUGACAGGAGCAAAACUUAGGCAAGAGAUUACGCAAACCAUAGAGAAAGCAAAAUCAGAUAAUAAGUCAAAGUUGUGCAAUUGCCUUAAGCCCAAAAAAAUCGAUAUUGUUGGCUGCAACAAUUGCUUGAGACGAAGAGUUGUGGACUUGCUUUGUGACAAAGGAUUCACUGCCACUCUAUGUACAUCAAAAUGGAGGGACACGAAAAAAUUCCCGCGAGGAACACAUGAGUAUAUUGAAGUGAUUGGAAACAUACCGAGCAGAAUAAAACAAGUCCCAUUUCUGGUGGAAGUGGAGUUCCGGGACCAGUUUGAGAUUGCAAAAGCGAGUGAAGAGUACAAGAAACUUGUGGGGCAGUUGCCGGAAUGUUACAUUGGAAAACCCAACUAUCUAAACACCAUAGUCCGGCUGGUGUGUAAGGCGGCGAAGAGGUCGAUGAAGGAGAAGAAAAUCCACAUGGGGCCGUGGAGAAAGAGGAGCUUCAUGCUGAUGAAAUGGUCGCCUUCCUUUGAGAAAUGGGCAUUUAUGGAUUCCUCCAACAAAUCAAUGCCAAGACAACCUCAUGAUUCUUGCAGCUUGCAGUGUGCUGCACCUACAGCCGUCGUAGUCACAUAAUUAAUUAGAGGAUAUCAAUAGAGUUUGGAAAAUUUUGGCUCUCUUUUUACCACAAAAGUUUUGCUAGUAUACUUGAUGUGAGGAUCUACAUAUAUAGGCAAGCCCCAUUCGAAAAGCUGCUAUAUAUAGUUAUUUUGGAGUAUAAAAAUAUAUAAAUAUAUGUAUUGUAAUAUGAAUAUAGAGCAUUUUUACCUCUGCCUUUGUGGCGUAUUUGAGUAGAAAUGGUUUUGUAGCAAGAGAGAUAUAGUACAAGAUUGCGGUGUGUUAGAACAAUGAUUAUGGAGGGCACUUGAUGAAUCUCAAAUUUAUGUAAGCAUAAAUUUUGUGGAUCUGAUUAUAUUUAUGGUGUUAAUGAAUCUCAUAUUUAGAAGAGGCUAA